AUGGUUGACUGGGAUUUAGUAUUAAUAGCACUUCUAGCUGAAGAUGAAGAGAGACAAAUAAGAACUGCUAAUUUGACGAACAGACAACUCUGGGUGCAUAAUUUAUGGAGAACAAGAUCUACAAAUGGUGAAUUCAGCAACUUAUUUAAUGAUUUGAGAUACGACAUCCGAAAAUUCUAUGAUUAUUACAGAAUGGACUAUGAAAAAUUUGAAAAGUUAAGUGAUUUGCUAAAAUCGCAUAUAAAGAAAAUCAAAACUAAUUUUCGAUCGCCUAUACCUGUUACAGAGAGAUUGUCUGUAUGUCUAAGGUAUCUAAUAACAGGAGCUUCUUUUAAGUCUUUAGCUUUUAGCUAUCGUAUGGGAUUCACUACUGUGCGUAAAAUAGUCCACGAAACCUGUCAAGCAAUAUUUACUGUAUUAAGAUCUACUGCAUUGCCGAAACCCACGAGCCAACAAUGGCAGUCAAUUGCAACCGACUUUGAUAAAUUUUGGAAUUUUCCUAACUGCAUUGGGGCCAUAGAUGGUAAGCAUUUCAAGAUUAGAGCUCCUAAUAACAGUGGAAGUAUGUAUAUCAACUACAAGAAGUUCUUUAGCAUCGUUUUAUUAGCUGUCGUGGAUGCAAAAUACAAAUUUGUGAUUGUAGAUGUCGGAGCAUAUGGUCGAAAUAGCGAUGGCGGUAUACUUCAAAGCUCCAAAUUUGGUUCGAAACUACGUAAUGGUUUUUUAAGCAUACCACCGGAAAAAGCUUUACCACAUUCAACUCAAAAAUUACCCCACGUAUUUGUUGCUGAUGAAGCCUUUCCACUAACAAAAAAUAUUAUGAGACCAUACCCCUCACAUCUUUUAAAUGAUGAAAAAAAAAGGAUAUUCAAUUAUCGCUUAAGUCGAGCACGGCGUAUUGUAGAAAAUGCUUUUGGAAUGUUACAAGAAAGAUUUGAACUAUUUCAAAAAGGUAUAAAAGUUCAACCAAAGUACGUUAACAACAUUAUACUAGCAAGCACGUGUUUGCAUAACUUUAUCAUUGAUGAUCAUUCUAUGGAGGCACUUGGCUCUAAUACUAAUAAUGCAAUCGAUAGAACCAAUGAUACAGUUUUCAAUAAUCUGGAAGGGAUGGUUGUAAGAGAUUGUUUCACGGAAUAUUUUUCUAAUGUUGGUAACGUGUACUGGCAAAAUGAAAUUGUUAAUAGAUGUUAGUUUCUAUUUCUGACAAAAAAUAAAUAAAAAAAUAACUUA
Pieris brassicae (large cabbage white) is the source of this 1233-nucleotide messenger RNA. RefSeq names its product protein ANTAGONIST OF LIKE HETEROCHROMATIN PROTEIN 1-like. Bases 1 to 1194 code for a protein of 397 amino acids. NCBI's taxonomy places the organism in Eukaryota, Metazoa, Arthropoda, Insecta, Lepidoptera, Pieridae. The transcript is spliced from 2 exons. The record is from RefSeq and is a predicted model, not a curated record.